AUGGCAGCAGUAAUAGAAUUUGAACCACCAAAAAAUUUAGAAAGGCUAACAUCCUUAAUAUCAGAAUUUGAUGGAGCAAUUGAAAAAUAUAGAGAAUGGAGAAAUCAAUUAGAAAACGCAUUCAAAGCAUUAAAAUUAGAAGAUUUAAUUAUAUUUGGAAGAUACUCCGGAACACCUAAAAAAGGAUACACAUUAAGAGGAAGAGACUAUGUCUCAACAGCAAAUGGAGCAAAUGAAUGUAGAUGGAGUACCGAAAUAAUGCAAACAGUAUUUGCAAUAGUAAGAACAAAAUUAAGAAAAGAUGCAUUAGAAGUAUUUGACAUAGAAAUAGCAACUAUAAAUUGUUAUUUUAGAUCUAACCUGGAUAAUGCAAAUGAUUUAAAAGAUGCAGAAAAUUAUCCAAUAAGAGGAGUAAACUACUUACAAGCAGCGGGAAACUGGCAUGCUUCAGCAACAGCAGAAGGAACAAGAAUAAACCCACAUGUUACAGACGCAACACAACAAAAAGGAUUUAGAGAUGUAUUUGAUGAAAACUUCACAAGAGACUCAGUACAAUCAUUAAAUCAAAAAGAAUUUCUUAAAUUCAACUUCUACAAGAAUUUAGACUGGAAUGAUGACUCAGGAUUGAGAAAACAAAUCAAUCAAUAUAAAAAACUUAAACAAUUGUCAAAUUGGCAAUGGGCCCCAAAUUUCUUUGGAGGAAACUACAUGUAUUUAGUAGAAAGAAUGCCUAAAAACAUAGCCCAACAAAUUACAUUAACAAAUCCAGUACCAAAUAAUGAAGAAGAUUUCUUCAGAAAAGCCGAUGCUCUAUUCAGAGCAACAAGAGUAACAAUGGAUAUAAUGAAAAAAUCCAAAAAUGAAAAAACAAAUCAUUAUUCCCAAAGAACCCAAAAAAUAAAUAACGUACAGACAGAACAACCUCAAAAAGGAAAAUGCUACUCAUGUGGACAAAUAGGACACUUUGCAAAAGAAUGCCCAAGACGGAAAGGAAAAGAAGCAUAUAAUAGAGUACAAUCAACUUACAAAAACUAUAAUGGAAAACAAAAGAAAACCUUUGUCAGAAAAUAUUGUUCAUAUUGUGGAAGAGAUAAUGGAUACCAUACCAAAACAUGUCCAAACAAUAAUGCUAACUAUUACGAGGGAAAAAGAGCAAAAGGACCAACACCUAUGGUUCAUAAAUACAACAACUUCAAAAACAAUAGAGGAAAAGGAAGACCUCGAUAUAAUAAUAAUAGAAACAAUAAUGGAAAAAGACCGCAAAAUAAUACAAGGAAAUCUUUCACAAGAAAAAGAGUUAAUAAUUACAAAGAAGAAAAACAAUCAGAAAAAGAAAGUAAAUCAUUAUGA
This is a messenger RNA of Dentiscutata erythropus, 1350 nucleotides long. NCBI's taxonomy places the organism in Eukaryota, Fungi, Glomeromycota, Glomeromycetes, Diversisporales, Gigasporaceae. The record is from the annotation of a GenBank genome assembly.